CUCAUCACUUCAAACCAAACAUUUCCCAACUUCCCAAACCUACCAACUAAUCUCAACUUUCAAAUUCUCUUGUUCUCAGCUUCUUAAUUUUAAUGGAAGAUAUUGAAGUUCCUCCGUUUUUUAUAUGUCCAAUUUCGUUGGAGAUCAUGAAAGAUCCUGUCAUAGUCCCGACCGGGAUAACCUACGAUCGGACAAGCAUCGAGAAGUGGUUGUUCUCAGGAAAGAACAACACAUGUCCUGUCACCAAACAAGUUAUAUCCUCAGAUUGUGAGGAACUAAUCCCAAACCACACUCUUCGACGCUUGAUUCAAUCAUGGUGCAUGCUCAAUGCUUCUUAUGGCAUAGAAAGGAUUCCAACUCCAAAGCCUCCCGUCAACAAAACCCAGAUCACAAAACUCAUCAAUGAUGCCAAAGCACCACUUCAACAAGUUAAGUGUCUAGGGAAGCUACGAUCAAUCGCGGAUGAGAACGACACCAACAAGCGAUGCAUGGAGAGUUCAGGCGUGGUUGAGUUCUUGGUCUCAAUCAUAAAUAAGUUCAAUUCAGUUGUUCUUGAAGAAUAUGGAACAUUUGAGGUCACAAGACCAAGUGAUGAGGCCUUGAGCCUUCUUUACAACCUCAAACUCUCCGAAUCGAGCCUCAAGAGGCUUAAUGGUCAGCAAUUCAUCGAGUCCUUAACACAAAUCAUGCAACGUGGGAACUAUGAAUCGCGAUCAUAUGCAGUGUUAUUGUUGAAAUUGAUUAUUGAAGUAGCUGAUCCAAUGCCACUCAUCAACUUGAAGCCGGAAAUUUUCGAAGAAAUAGUUCAAGUAUUACGUGACCAAAUAUCUCACAAGGCCACAAAAGCAACAUUGCAAGUACUAAUUGAUGUAUGUCCAUGGGGGAGGAAUAGGAUCAAGGCCGUUGAAGCCGGGGCAGUCUCGAUCUUGAUCGAUCUUUUGCUCGAAUCGACGGAGAGAAGGCCUUGUGAGAUGAUGCUUAGUGUGUUGGAAUUAUUGUGUCAAUCCGCGGAAGGACGGGCCGAGCUGUUGAAGCAUGGAGCAGGUCUAGCUAUUGUAUCUAAGAAGAUACUUAGGGUUUCAAAGGUUGCAAGUGAUAGAGGAGUGAGGAUUCUGUAUUCGAUUUCGAGGUUUUCGGCUUCUCCUAGUGUUGUUCAAGAGAUGUUGCAACUUGGUGUUGUGACCAAGUUGUGUUUGGUGGUUCAGGUGGAUUGUGGAAACAAGACAAAAGAGAGGGCUAGAGAGAUCCUGAAAUUGCAUGGUAGGGUUUGGAAGGAUUCCAAUUGUUUACCAGUCAAUCUGCUCUCUUCAUAUCCAGCUUGAUUAUUUCUUUUUGUUUUUGUACAUAAUCUGUCGAUGAAAAGUAAUGUUAAAGCAGAUGAUAAAAUACCACAAUUGUAAUAUAUCUAUCUAUAUAUGUAUAGAUGGAUGCAUCAAAUAAGGAUUUCUCUCUGGUUUGGGGAAAUCAAUGAUUACUUGGGAGUGAUAACUCAAUUCAUAUACCAA
Tripterygium wilfordii is the source of this 1505-nucleotide messenger RNA. Its product is annotated as E3 ubiquitin-protein ligase PUB23-like. The transcript has a single exon. The record is from RefSeq and is a predicted model, not a curated record. NCBI's taxonomy places the organism in Eukaryota, Viridiplantae, Streptophyta, Magnoliopsida, Celastrales, Celastraceae. The coding region runs from base 93 to 1322 and encodes 409 amino acids. Gene Ontology annotation, biological process: protein ubiquitination. Gene Ontology annotation, molecular function: ubiquitin protein ligase activity.